This is a messenger RNA of Strongylus vulgaris, 519 nucleotides long. The record is from the annotation of a GenBank genome assembly. NCBI's taxonomy places the organism in Eukaryota, Metazoa, Nematoda, Chromadorea, Rhabditida, Strongylidae.
AUGAACGUGGUUGUACGCUCAUUGAGAAAGGGAACUUUUCCCAUACGAGCAUCAAUUCUGCGAUUUUUUUCUGCUGGCGAAUCAUCUGGGCCAAGUUUCACGGCGUCCACCUCGAUGGAUGAAUUUGAUGAAUUCGUCGAAAGCCUCGGACGAGACGUAACCGACAUAAAUAAGGACCUUACUUUCUCGCGUAUGUUGAGGCAAUCAAAGUUUAUGCAGCUGGGCGAUUUUAAUGGAUGUGUUGUAACGGGUCGCAUAGUACAUCGUGUUCAAGACGAUCUCUACAUCGACUUCGGACUGAAGUUCAACGCAGUCUGCAAAGCGCCUUCCGUGAAUUCCGAGGCGUAUAGCGAGGGAGCUACUGUACUGCUCCGGUUACAUGAUCCCGAAUUGAGUGAGCGAUUCUUAGGAUCGGACCAUGAUCUGACUUUGCUGGAAGCUGAUGCGACUUUGGUGCGAUUGCUCCGCCCUGCAUCUGAUAAAGGGGUGAAAGACUCAUAUAUCCUGUGCCUUUUUUAA